UUCCUAAGGCUGAGAGAGACUCUUUGCUAGGAAGUUCUUCUGUGCAGGCCUUCUUGUUUCUGCCAAAGCAGAUAGUAACAAGACUUUUCAACCAUGAGCAACCCCUUUGCACAUCUCACGGAGCCUCUGGACUUGGGCCAGUCAGGAAAGAAGUUCUUCAAUCUGAAUCAUUUGAAAGACUCCAGAUAUGCACAUUUACCAUUUUCUAUCAGAAUCUUACUUGAGGCUGCAGUUCGCAACUGUGAUGAGUUUCUUGUAAAGAAAAAUGACGUUGAAAAUAUCCUCAACUGGAAAGUGAUGCAGCACAAAAAUAUUGAAGUGCCAUUUAAGCCUUCCCGGGUUAUUCUGCAAGACUUUACAGGUGUCCCUGCAGUGGUUGAUUUUGCUGCUAUGCGUGAUGCCGUGAAGGCCCUGGGAGGUAACCCUGAGAAAAUCAAUCCGGUGUGUCCUGCUGAUUUAGUCAUUGAUCAUUCCAUCCAAGUUGACUUUAAUAAAAGGCCAGACAGUUUACAGAAGAAUCAAGAUUUGGAAUUUGAGAGAAACAAGGAAAGAUUUGAAUUCUUAAAGUGGGGCUCUCAAGCCUUCGAAAACAUGAGGAUUAUUCCUCCAGGCUCAGGGAUUGUCCAUCAGGUGAAUUUAGAAUAUCUGGCAAGAGUUGUCUUUGAUCAGAAUGGAUUCUAUUAUCCAGACAGUGUGGUGGGUACCGAUUCACAUACCACGAUGAUUAACGGCUUAGGUGUGCUUGGCUGGGGUGUGGGUGGUAUUGAAGCCGAAGCAGUGAUGCUGGGCCAACCGAUCAGUAUGGUGCUUCCUGAAGUGAUUGGCUACAAAUUGAGCGGUACUCCUCAGCCAUUGGUCACAUCCACAGAUAUAGUGCUCACAGUUACCAAGCAUUUACGCCAAGUAGGAGUUGUGGGCAAAUUUGUCGAGUUCUUUGGACCUGGCGUUGCUCAGCUGUCCAUUGCUGAUCGAGCCACCAUUGCCAAUAUGUGCCCAGAGUAUGGAGCAACUGCAGCCUUCUUCCCAGUUGAUGAAGUUAGCAUCAAAUACUUAGUUCAAACCGGCCGUGAUCAAGAAAAGAUUAAGCAUAUAAGAAAAUACCUUGAGGCUACAGGAAUGUUCAGAGAUUUCAAUAACUCAUCUCAGGAUCCAGAUUUUACUCAGAUUGUAGAACUGGAUCUGCAAACGGUUGUGCCGUGUUGCAGUGGCCCUAAAAGACCACAGGACAAGGUUGCUGUCUCUGACAUGAAGAAGGAUUUUGAGACCUGCUUGGGAGCAAAGCAAGGAUUUAAAGGCUUUCAGGUUGCCCCUGAACAUCACAACCACCAUGUCAAGUUUGUUUAUAGUGAUAAGGAGUUUGAACUUACACAUGGUUCAGUUGUGAUUGCUGCUAUUACUAGUUGUACCAACACCAGUAAUCCUUCUGUGAUGCUUGGAGCUGGUUUGCUUGCAAAGAAAGCUGUAGAAGCCGGGUUGACAGUGAAACCAUACAUUAAAACUAGCCUGUCUCCAGGAAGUGGAGUAGUCACAUACUAUUUAAGGGAGAGUGGAGUGAUGCCUUACCUUGCUCAACUAGGGUUUGAUGUGGUUGGCUAUGGGUGCAUGACAUGCAUUGGUAAUAGUGGGCCUCUGCCAGAAUCUGUUGUUGAAGCCAUUACUCAGGGAGACCUAGUAGCUGUAGGUGUGCUGUCUGGAAACAGGAACUUUGAAGGCCGUGUCCACCCGAACACACGUGCCAAUUAUUUGGCCUCCCCUCCAUUGGUAAUAGCCUAUGCUAUUGCAGGGACCAUAAGGAUUGACUUUGAAAAAGAUCCUCUAGGUGUAAAUGCACAAGGAAAGAAGAUCUUUCUGAAGGACAUUUGGCCUAUGAGAGAUGAGAUCCAAGCCAUUGAACGCCAAUAUGUAAUUCCAGGAAUGUUUAAAGAGGUCUACCAGAAAAUAGAGACAGUAAACAAAUCCUGGAAUGACUUAGAUGUCCCAUCAGACAAACUAUAUGUUUGGAAUCCAAAAUCCACAUAUAUUAAAUCUCCUCCAUUUUUUGAAAAUCUGACCGUGGAGCUUCAGCCCCCUAAAUCCAUAGUUGAUGCUUAUGUCCUGCUGAAUCUUGGUGAUUCUGUGACAACUGACCAUAUAUCUCCUGCAGGGAAUAUAGCAAGGAACAGUCCAGCUGCCCGUUACUUAACUGGUCGAGGCCUCACUCCUCGAGAUUUCAACUCAUAUGGCUCACGCCGGGGCAAUGAUGCUGUCAUGGCAAGAGGAACAUUUGCAAACAUACGCCUGUUGAACAAAUUUCUUAAGAAGCAGGCCCCCCAGACCAUCCACUUCCCAUCUGAUGAAACUCUGGAUGUGUUUGAUGCUUCUGAGAGAUACCAACAAGCUGGCCACCCACUCAUCAUAUUGGCCGGUAAGGAAUAUGGCUCAGGAAGUUCCCGGGACUGGGCAGCAAAGGGGCCUUUCCUGCUGGUAAGUAGGUUAUUUUAGGAAGAGUGAGCUUCA
This is a messenger RNA of Python bivittatus (Burmese python), 2496 nucleotides long. The record is from RefSeq and is a predicted model, not a curated record. NCBI's taxonomy places the organism in Eukaryota, Metazoa, Chordata, Lepidosauria, Squamata, Pythonidae.